Varanus komodoensis (Komodo dragon) is the source of this 1689-nucleotide messenger RNA. RefSeq names its product solute carrier family 22 member 6-A-like. Gene Ontology annotation, cellular component: membrane. Gene Ontology annotation, molecular function: transmembrane transporter activity. NCBI's taxonomy places the organism in Eukaryota, Metazoa, Chordata, Lepidosauria, Squamata, Varanidae. Gene Ontology annotation, biological process: transmembrane transport. The record is from RefSeq and is a predicted model, not a curated record. The transcript is spliced from 10 exons. Bases 1 to 1689 code for a protein of 562 amino acids.
AUGGGCUUCGCCGAAAUUCUCGACAGCCUGGGCGGCAUGGGCCGCUUCCAGAAGACCUCGGUGGCCUUCCUGGCCCUCCCGCUCAUGAUGCUGGCCAGCCACAACCUCCUGCAGAACUUCACGGCCGGCGUUCCCCGGCACCACUGCCAGAUCCGCAUCACGGCCAAUCACACCCGCCAAGCCGGCAACAGCAGCCUGCCCCUGGGGGCGGACAGCCUUCUGAGGGUCUCCAUCCCCAUGGACGGCAACCGGCGGGCGGAGAGUUGCCGCCGCUUCGCCACCCCCCAGUGGAGGCUCCUGGACCCGAACGCCACCCUGGGCAACGACACCGCCGCCCCGGAGACCGAGCCCUGUGCCGACGGGUGGGCGUACGACCAGAGCGUCUUCGCCAGCACCAUUGUCAGCGAGUGGGAUUUGGUGUGUGACUCCUGGACGCUGAGACAGAUGGCGCAGUCGCUCUACAUGGCCGGGGUGCUGAUUGGGUCGAUCAUCUUCGGCGGCCUUUCGGACAGGUUCGGCCGGAAAGCCCUCAUCGUCUGGUGCUACCUGCAGAUGGGGGCAGCGGGAGCCUGCACGGCCUUCGUGCCAAACUUUACUGGGUACUGCCUGCUGCGCUUCCUGUGUGGGAUGGCCAUGUCCGGGAUUUCGCUCAACUCCGUCUCUCUGUGCAUGGAAUGGAUCCCGACCAAAUACCGCGCCAUUGUUGGCACCAUCAACGGCUACUGCUAUACCAUCGGGCAGUUCAUCCUGGCCGGAGCGGCGUACGCCAUUUCCGACUGGCGUUGGCUGCAACUCACCGUCUCUCUACCUUUCUUCGUCUUCUUCCUCUACUCCUGGCUGUUUGUGGAGUCAGCCCGCUGGCUGGCGAUUUCGGGGAAACAGGAGCAGGCUGUGCGAAGUCUGAAGAAAGCUGCCUGGAUAAACGGGAGGAAGAAGGAAGGGGAAAAGCUCAGUGUGGAGUUUCUGAAGGCCAGCAUGCAGAAGGAGCUCUCGUCCACCAAGACAAACCACAGUAUGGCUGACCUGGUGCGGACGCCGGCCGUUCGCAAGAUCUCCUGUGGGGUCUCCUUUGUCUGGUUUGCCACGAGCUUUGCCUAUUAUGGGCUGGCCAUGGAUCUGCAAAACUUCGGCUUCGACCUCUACCUAACCCAGCUGGUCUUCGGCGCCGUCGACUUCCCAGCAAAGCUCAUCUCAGUCAUAACAAUCACCUACGUGGGUCGGAGGUUUUCCCAGGCGUUGUCGCUCAUCCUGGCCGGCCUGUGCAUCUUGGUCAAUGUCUUCGUGCCUCAAGAUUUGGCCAACCUGAGGAUGACUUUCGCGGUGAUCGGCAAGGGUUCCCUGGCCGCCUCUUUCAACUGUGCCUACAUCUUUUCCGGGGAGCUUUUCCCAACUGUGAUCAGGCAAUCAGGGCUGGGGCUCGGGGGCACCAUGGCCCGCGUGGGCAGCAUGAUCGCCCCUCUGGUGAAGAUGUUGGGGGAGUUUUUCCCAUCGCUGCCACUAAUCAUCUAUGGGGCUGCCCCCAUAAUUUCUGGCAUCGUCACCUGUUUUCUUCCGGAGACUCGGAAUGUCCCUUUGCCGGAGACCAUUGAGCAAGUGGAAAGACAGUCACGGCCCAGCCAAGAGGAUGAACAGCAAAUGAAGGUUUUGUUUGCCUCCAUCAAAGAGGAUCCCAGCAAAGAGGGGAGCUAA